Egretta garzetta (little egret) is the source of this 2388-nucleotide messenger RNA. It is a transcript of the gene ORC1, whose product is annotated as origin recognition complex subunit 1. Gene Ontology annotation, molecular function: ATP binding; DNA replication origin binding; ATP hydrolysis activity. The transcript has 16 exons. Gene Ontology annotation, biological process: DNA replication initiation; mitotic DNA replication checkpoint signaling. NCBI's taxonomy places the organism in Eukaryota, Metazoa, Chordata, Aves, Pelecaniformes, Ardeidae. The record is from RefSeq and is a predicted model, not a curated record. Gene Ontology annotation, cellular component: nuclear origin of replication recognition complex. Bases 49 to 2250 code for a protein of 733 amino acids.
CGGGGGAGAGGUGUCUGGAGUUUUUGGGGAAGCUUUUCCUUGGGAAUCAUGAAUACCCGGCAGCAAAGCAAAAUUAUCUACUCCUGGUAUGGAAAACCCAUGUGCUCAGACAGAAAACUGAGGACUUUGCAGUACAAGGGAAUCCUUAUUAAAUCUGAAAGAAGCGGAAAAGAAACAUGUAUACAACUUGGCGAGUUUAUUUUAGUAGAAGGGGAGAAUGCAGAUCAACCUUUUGUGGCACAACUUCUGGAUUUAUAUGAAGAUGGUGUUCAGCAGAAACAUGCAGUUGUGCAAUGGUUCUCUCAUAUUACAGAGAUACCGCAGAAUAAACGGAAACUGCUAAAAAGAGAGGUUUCUCCCCAAGAGGUGUUUUUUGACCAAGUUUCUGGUUAUGACACUGAUAUAGCUGUGGAGACCAUUAUUAAAAGCGUCAUGGUAAUACCCCUACAUCUGCGGGAGGAACUACCUAUUCAAUUAAACAAGGAACAAACUUUCUAUGUAAAACAGUCUUGGGAUGGGAAAUGCUUUAAGGCUUUGUCCCCUGACACAUUCUCUAAGCUGAAAGAAGCUAGUAAGAAAGGAGGUGGCAUCCCAAACUCUUCAAACUCAUUUAUUCCUUCAGACGUCAAUUCCCCCCUGAAAAAAGAGACGGAGAGAGUUAUUCAGAGUGCCUCAAAACCAAAAAAUGUUGAAUUGGAAAUAGAAUCAAAACAUUCUGCUUCCAAGUCCUCCCUUGCUAAGGAGAGACAUUCGCAAAGAGUGGCUAAUAGCUUCAAAACUCCAACAGCAAGGAAGAAGUUACAGUUAAACAGUCCCACAAAGUCUCCUAAAGGCAGGAUCCUGGGAUGUGACGUUUUGGAACUUUUGGAUGACGACUGUGAUGCUGUAGCACCAUUAGAACCAUCGGCUACCAAAAGAAAAGUGAAAUUCACUGGCAUUUUAGGCUCACCACCAAAAAUACCUUGCGCCAAUGAUAAGUCAAAGUCAGUGUCUGAUGCUGCAGAGCACAGCCAGAGUUUUAGUGAUACAAUACGAUUAUCCCCCUAUAAGGUCAAAAACUCCAGUGAGAAAGCCAAGAAUCAUAACAUAAAACAUGACAUUAUAUCUUUAAUUGGACAUCAGGAGCUGCGUAGUCAGAGCCCUGUGUUGACCCCUCGUUCUCGUAGACUAUGUGCAGAAAAAACAUGCGCUCUCAUUACUGAGCAAAUCAGCUUAUUAAAUAAACUAGAGUUGAACCAAGAAGAGGAUUUUCUGUCUAACUCAGACAGCUCUUACUCUUCGAGUAGUGAGGAAGAAGAGAGUGAUGUGAUCUGUACACCAGAAAAGAAAACUAAAUCAAGCAGAAUAUUCAGCACCCCAAAAUCUUCAAGGAAGUCUGCAAUUCACACUCCUAAGACCCUGAAGAAAACUUCUUUACCAGGAACACCCAAGACACCCCGGAAUGCAACUCCUGAAAUUCCCAGGCGCAACCAUGAAGCACAGAAACCAGCCAAUAUACUAGAAGAAGCCAGAUUAAGGCUGCAUGUUUCUGCUAUCCCAGAAUCUCUGCCUUGUCGUGAGGAAGAAUUCCAGGAUAUCUAUAACUUUGUGGAAAGCAAACUUAUUGAUGGUACAGGAGGGUGCAUGUACAUUUCUGGAGUGCCUGGAACAGGUAAAACUGCAACUGUUCAUGAAGUAAUUCGCUGUCUUCAGGAAGGUGCAGAAAAUGAUGACCUACCAUCAUUCCAGUUUGUAGAGAUUAAUGGCAUGAAGCUGACUGACCCUCACCAAGCUUACGUGCAGAUACUAGAGUUACUGACAGGUCAGAAGGUGACAGCAACACAUGCUGCAGCACUGCUGGCAAAACUGUUCAAUACACCUGGACCAAAGAGGAAGACCACAGUGCUGAUAGUGGAUGAGCUUGAUCUUCUGUGGACCCGGAAACAGAAUGUGAUGUACCAUUUAUUUGACUGGCCAACUCAAAAACACUCCAAGUUAAUCAUCCUGGCCAUUGCUAACACCAUGGACUUGCCAGAGAGAAUAAUGAUGAACAGAGUAGCUAGCAGGCUGGGCCUCACCAGAAUGUCCUUUCAGCCCUACACCUACAAACAGUUACAGCAAAUUAUUUCAUCCAGACUGAACAGCAUGAAGGCAUUUGAAGAGGAUGCAGUUCAGCUGGUUUCCAGAAAGGAAACAUUGCUAAAGCAACAUCCUUACUUUUUCCACCUACUUGGGGAAGGCAGCAGUAUAUUCCAAGAGCUGAAGGCGUGACAACAAGAGUCAUGAUAAUGCGUAAUGAUGUCAGCUUUCUCCAGUGUUUGGCAUAAUGUUGCAGCACUGUCUGGUGAUGCAAGGCGUUGUCUUGAUAUCUGCAGAAGGGCCACUGAGAUCUGUGAGUUUGCUAGCCAG